Messenger RNA from Auanema sp. JU1783, 600 nucleotides. The record is from the annotation of a GenBank genome assembly. Lineage: Eukaryota; Metazoa; Nematoda; Chromadorea; Rhabditida; Rhabditidae.
AUGAAAAAGGCUUUCAUUAUUUUAUUACUUUCUGUACUUGUUUUCGCAGCUGAAGAUCGCCAGCAACCAACAAACCCCAAAUGCAGACAACCUCUGAACUUAGGUACCUCUUGUGCUGCCAAGAAACCAACAAUCCGAUAUCACAUGGAUCCUGAAACUUUGACAUGCUUAGCAUUCAAACAUAAUGGUUGUGGGGGAAAUGACAACAGCUUUGCUACUAAGGGAGAGUGCUCUCAGACAUGCAUACCAGCCGAUUACUUAACAUGCUCCGCUAACAGCCCAGCUGUUCGCAGACCUAAUGGGGAUGCUUCUUGCCAAACAAACAUGAUCUUAAUCGGAGGGGAAACAUCUUUGGAUUCCGCUUGUCCAAAAGGUUCAACCUGUCAAAUGGGAUUUGUUGUGGGUCUGUGUUGUAACGAUACCAUCACAGCCGCCGUGUCUGCCAAUUACAAGCCCGAUUGUGGUCCCGGAAAAAAAGCGUUCAAAUCAGAACAAUACGGAUUUCAGUUGAUUCAUCUUGGAAAGACAUGUGAUAGCAACUUCUGCCCAGAUAAUUCGGUGUGUCGUCAAGGAUCCUACUUCGCCUACUGUUGUUACUAG